Ectocarpus siliculosus is the source of this 2494-nucleotide messenger RNA. NCBI's taxonomy places the organism in Eukaryota, Phaeophyceae, Ectocarpales, Ectocarpaceae. The record is from the annotation of a GenBank genome assembly.
AUGAGCGCCAUGGCCAGUACGAAGCCCGGCGGUGUGCCUCCUCCAGGCGACGGUCAUCACAGCGGAUGGGCGAGGACCGCUGCAGCUGCUCCUUCGCACGGGCAGGGCUACCGCUAUUGUCCAGCUCCACGACGGGGGGGCGGCGCUACAGCUUCUGCCCCCGUCGCGGACGGGGGGGAGAGGGGGGGUUACUACACCGGCAGGAUCUCUCACGGUUUCGGCAGGAGGGCCGGCGGCGGUCGGCGAGGGGGCACCGCAGUUGGGUGCCUGUUCGCUCUGGGGGUGCUGGCCUGGGUGUGGGUGAUGGGGUCGUUCCGCACAUUUUUCUCUGUGGGGACCCCGUCGUCAUCAGCCGCAGCGCCGACGCGGGAGCCCUUGGGCCCCGCGUCCUCGGCACCAAGACGGACGACGAGCGGCCUGCCGGCCGUCCAUGCCCCCGGCCUGGACACGCCUGCUGCUGCCGACGGUGGUGGUGGUCGAGAUGCUGUAUCCCUCGCGACUAGAAAUGGUGCUAACGCUGACAGCAUCCCUGCGGGGGGCGGCCCAGACUACCUCCACAAGCCUCGCCUAGAGAUAGAAUCAGGGGCGGCGGAUGUUUCGGGACCCUACGACCAGUUCCCGGGGCCGCAGGCCGACGGCCGAGAAAAGGGGGUUCGCGACGGCGGCGGAGGGCGGGGGGGGGCGUUCUUGUCGUCAGAGGAGCUGGCCGACGAGACCCUGGCGGACGGGAAGGCGAGGUGUUGGACCGACGAGGCCGGGAACGGCCGGUGCCUUCCGACCGUCUUCUUCUUCGGGGUGUCCAAGUGCGGCACAACGUCCCUGUCGAACUGGCUGUCCUCGCACCCUCGAGCUGUCUUCGUCCCUCCUCCUGAGGCGCACGACUAUCGAGAGGCCCACGUCUUCGACAACACGCCCAAGUACUGGCACGGCGUGAGCGAUCGGGGCAAGCGGGAGAGCCUUUCUCCCAUGGCUUCUUGGAGGGAUACCGUCAUCGACUUCACGCCGAACUACGCCAUCGUCGGAGAGGCCCCCCUUCGGAUCUACGACUACUACCACCAGGCCGGCGGAGGGCGUCUACGGAGUAACCUUCGGUUCUUGGUGGUGCUGAGAGAGCCAGUCGCAAGGACUAUCAGCUCCUGGGAGUACAAGAGCGAACCACUUGGACCGCACGGCAAUGGCACCGGCAACAGCUCCUACUCCAGCGGGGGGGGCGCCAUCUCCGAGUGGCCGCAGAGAAUCGGUGGUGUUGAUAUAGGCGCGAGCGAGGACAUGAGAGAUAGGCGCCGGCUGGACUUCGUCAUGGAGGAGCAGAGGCCGCUUUCGGUGGCGUUUCGGGAGGGGGCAGCCACAGUGGAGAGGCUCGCGGCGUGCGUGAGGAACGCCACGGACUCGGGGCUGUUCGGGAGGGAGCCGACGGUCACCUACUGCAGGGCGACGAAGGGAAGGAAGCAGUGCAACGGCCGACCUCCCUGCGAGCUGUGCAACACCCACACCGAGCCCUGGUGCAAUCCCCGCGUCUACCUGGGCGAGGUGCUCUACAACGCCCACGUGGGGAAGAGCGUGUACGCCAUGCAGCUGCGUCGGUGGUUCAACGCCUUCGGGCGCGAGAACUUCAAGGUGGUGUUCACGGACGACUUGGAGGAAGAGCCGAUCAAGACUCUAGAGGAGGUGCUCGACUUCAUCGGCCUUGACAUGGUCGACCCACAGGGCGACAAGGGCUUGCGGAGCCUAGAAAUGUGGAGCGACAUCGUCGGCGCGAGGUUCAACACGGCGGAUGGUGCCAAGAAGAAGGUUCUUGACUCACAGGUGACCCCGGAAAUGCGGGAGGAGAUGCGGGCGUUCUUCGCCCCCUACAACAAGGACCUCGAAGACUUGCUCGGAGUUCCGCUCCCGAGCAGCUGGCAUGUCCAGCGAUAGAAAAGUCCGCGAUGCGAAACGACCGUCGGCAUCAACGCCACGAUCAUUGUUUUCCCGAGACGUGACGUCACCGCCAUGGGGGUGACGUAAUCUGUUGGCCUUGCAUUUUUUUUUCAAGGGAAGAGUUCCUUUCUACAAAAUUGGCCCAUCACAAAACUGCGGGCACCCUUUCUUCUGUCGAUAAUGCCGUUGACUAUCUACACACCACGCUAGACUUCUCCUUGGUGUCGCCAAUCGUUCGUGGUGGUGUUGUCUUGCUGAUGGCCUAGAGGAGGGAGGAUGUCUGCUGAUGGUUGGGCUUGUUUUUCGUGUUGUGCUUGUUUUGAAUCGCGCAUGGUUCUGAUUGAAAACAUUAUGACAUUAUUCGUAUUACUUGGUACUGCGACGCGUGGUUUUUGUUAUAUUCGUGCGUCGUUGUUGUUCUUAGUAGCUAGCUCAUGAGGUUGAAGCUAGGUAGAGGGUCAGGGGGUAACGAGUUUCGGAGCUUGGUACCGUGAGGGUGGGCAUUCAUCUCGCUCGUGUGUUAUUUCUUGUUCUGUAGAUACAACAUCCUGUGGUCGUUGUUGCUUUUUUGUGU